This is a messenger RNA of Cooperia oncophora, 618 nucleotides long. Lineage: Eukaryota; Metazoa; Nematoda; Chromadorea; Rhabditida; Trichostrongylidae. The record is from the annotation of a GenBank genome assembly.
AUGGAAAGUGGACCAUGUGCACAGUCCGGAAUAGAAUUCGUAGCCCUCAGCUUAUUGAGGAGCAAAAAGCAGUACUAUUUCGCCAUCGAUGAACUGAACGGCCAACUACUCUACUACAAAGAGGAAGCUGAUUUGGUUGCUAAACGUGAACCUAUUGGGGCUCUUCCAUUAGCAAAUGCUGCAUUUACAAUACUUGAAGGAAAUGAUAGGACUUUCGUGCUACACUGUGGCGAGAAAGUAGUCGAAUUAGAAGCACCUAAUCCUGAAAGUUGUGAAUGCUGGUUAGAAGCGCUAUCACACAGGGCUUUAACAUCUCAGCGAAAUCGCAGACGUCGAUUACGUAGCCCAAGAGUGCGAAAGGAACGCAAGAAAUGCUUAUCAGACUGCGAAGAAGGUCCUGUCGACGACUACAGUCUUGUCCCUCCACUAAGCGGGCGGAAAUACUCCUGCAGCGCAAGUCACAUAUCAAGUGACAUGGCACUGUCAGUGUUAGAGAAGAAAUUUAACGACCUGGAACCACUGGGCCGGUCGCACAGCAGUGGAAUUGAAGAUGGAAGUACAGACAGGGUUCUUUCAGAGGUAAGUGUCGUUAAUUGCCUACAGUGUGCAUCAGCCUAA